CAGAAAGCAAAUCGAAAAGAAAGGGGCCGUCCCCGACUCGCGCCACCAUGGAAAUGGUGGAGGCGGACGCGGCGGUGGCGGCAAGUGCGUGGCCUGGUUCCUCCCGCCGCAGCCACCUCCUCCAGUUCCUCCUCCACGCCUCCAACCGGCUCGACCUCCGGCCCAUCGUCAAGUACUCCGCGCUCUCGUUCUUCGACGGACGCUUCCUCCCCGCGCUUCCGAGGAAGAUGGGGUUCUGCGGCGCACGAAGUGGACGGGUCGUCAGGUCGUGGCUGAUCGAGCCCCUCAGGGACAGCAACCUGGAGCUCUUCGCGCUCGUCGCGGUGUGGAUCGCCAGCAAGAUCCAUGAGAUGAGGCCACUGUCGGUGAAGAGCCUCAAGGCGCUCAGCGACCGCAUCAUCGCCGACCAGCAUUUCACAUGCCGUGAUUUCGCGGAUGCUGAGCUGGUGUUCAUGGAGGUAGUGGAUUAUAAUGUUGGGUGUUCCAACAUUGCUUUCAUAUACCUGGAGCAGCUUCUCAUUCAGUUCAGGGAAAUAUCGAAGUUGGGUGAUCUUUUAAGUAUGGAUGUGUGCAUGGAAAUUUUGGAUGUUCUUCAUGAGACCGAAGAUACCUCAUGGCUUUUUGACUUUCCCUGUCCACUUGCUGCUUCAACUCUUGUUACUGCAUAUGUUAUGUCAGUUCCUAAGCAGACAUGGGAGUUUCCAAUCCUUCCUUGGGUCCGAUUUACCACAUCAUAUGCUGAAGAAGAGAUCAUGAAGAUUGUUAUGACAAUUCUCAUGCAUGUACUCAAACCGGAUGAAAUCAAAGAGAAGAACAAGAGAGAGUUCAGUAUCUGAGGCUCAUUGCAAACUGUUUAUGUGUAGAGCAAAAGUAGUUGUGUCCAAAUUUUACCAGUGGUAAGUACUAACACCGUGCAACCAAGUGAUUGUGUAGAAGAUAGUGCAGCUUGUUUGCAUCCACAAUGUGGGAUUAAGAUUUCCAAAAUUGCCGUGGCCGCUAAUUAGAUCUGUAAAAAAAAUGUUGCUGAAUGUAUUGUUGCCACACGAGUACAUGACAAUUCAGCUCAGAUGACUGACUGACUCACGCCGUGAUGCUAGAUCUCUCCUCGAUCCUUGUGUCCAUGUGGCACUCACCAAUUUUCUUUCCAUUUGAUGGUUAUGAUGACAUCAAGACUCUUGGAUUCUGCUUUUGUCUUCCUGCAAUUGUAUAACAUGACAUGAAACAAUUUUAUUCAGCGUAUCAUGACAA
Molecule: messenger RNA, 1248 nt
Organism: Triticum urartu
Lineage: Eukaryota; Viridiplantae; Streptophyta; Magnoliopsida; Poales; Poaceae
Gene: CYCJ18
Product: cyclin J18
Source: RefSeq, a predicted model, not a curated record